AUGGCUGCUCUGGAGAGCGCACGCAUCCUGGAACGGGGCUGCGACCACGUGACACGUGCGGUGCAGGAGGCGUGGAGGCGCGCACGAUUGGAGACCCCGGCGCCUUCGCCCUGCGCAAACCUCCUCCUCGGGGUCGCGAGCGCGCGCCACGUCACCAACCCCCGCGGUCUGAGCGGGGGCCACACGGUGUACGAAAUCCGCGUCCUCGUCGCGGGCCAGCUGGACUCGUGCCCGUGCACGAUCGAGCGACGCUUCUGCCAAUUCCAGCUCCUGCACCGCGCACUCCUCUCCGAGCUGGGCACGUCGGCCCUGCGGGGCACCGCCCUCCCGCGCUCUCUGCCGGCGGCGCUCUCGCUCUUGCCGCUGCCUCCGCCGGCUCCGCGCUGCCUCCAGCUCUACCUGCGUGCCCUCUGCGCGCUGCCGACCGUGCGCGCCUCGCGCCGCUUCCAGGAGUUCCUGUGGCUCGAGGAGACGGCCAGGGGUCACGCGUGCCUGCGUGGGGGCGCCUACGCCGAGGCGGCGUCGCUCCUGCGAUCCGCCUCGCUCCUCCAAGAGAGGGCGGCGUGGGUCGCCGCGGACAGCGCGCACUCCGCGCCCACGCUCUCCGCCCUUGCUGUGUGCGCCAGGGACAUGGGGCGCCCGCGCGACGCGCUCGGAUACUGCGAGCGAGCGAUCCAAGCGCUGAGCGACGGCGGGGUCGAUGGGGUUAGGACGGUCGUUGGCGGACGGGCAAGGCCCCUCCGCCAAAGAUACCCCGAGCUGUGGGCCCCGCUACUCCGCGCGCGAGCCCGGCUGCGCUGGGAGCUCGGAGAGACGGACGCCAUGGACGAGAAGGAGGAUAAGAAUGUGGGAGUUGAUGGGAGUGGUGACCCUCGCUCGCUUAAGGAGGUCGUCAUUGCCCAGUACCUGCGGUGA
Lethenteron reissneri (Far Eastern brook lamprey) is the source of this 915-nucleotide messenger RNA. Its product is annotated as sorting nexin-21-like. Gene Ontology annotation, cellular component: early endosome membrane. Lineage: Eukaryota; Metazoa; Chordata; Hyperoartia; Petromyzontiformes; Petromyzontidae. The record is from RefSeq and is a predicted model, not a curated record. Gene Ontology annotation, biological process: protein transport. Gene Ontology annotation, molecular function: protein binding; phosphatidylinositol phosphate binding.